Pseudocercospora fijiensis CIRAD86 is the source of this 1143-nucleotide messenger RNA. RefSeq lists its product as uncharacterized. Lineage: Eukaryota; Fungi; Ascomycota; Dothideomycetes; Mycosphaerellales; Mycosphaerellaceae. The record is from RefSeq and is a predicted model, not a curated record. The transcript has a single exon. Bases 1 to 1143 code for a protein of 380 amino acids.
AUGGACGCUUUCAACCACGACACCGAUACCUCUGUCACCAUUGAGCGACUGAUUUCUGAUUUCGGAACCCAGACUAUCGGCAGCACCAGGAAUGAUGUGUAUCCAUCGCCAAGAAACAAUGUCGCGGCACGAGCAAGACAGGUUCGAGAAGAGAUUUUAGAGGCUCUUGAGCCUGUAGAAGUGGCUCCAGCGGAUUUCGAAAUUCUCAACCACUGGAAUCGUCAGAAACACCAUCUCGCUGCUUCUCGGAGUGGGGUCCUAAGCAAGAACGCUCCUGUUCAAGACCAUGCCUCCAGCCUACCAGGAACUCUCACGGACCCAGAAGCGGAGGUUAUCCCAGGUGAGGCUCAUGGUGAUGGAGAAGAACGAAGAGACUCUGCUCUUGCUGUAGAAUGGGACCCAUCCCAAAUGUGGGAUGCCUCCGACGCCGACUUGGGUGAAAUACUCGAGCGCCAGGAUGCUAUUACCAAGCUUCUUACCAAGGCCCAAAAGAGCGGCAAACACACCACUUUUUCUCCAGAAGCAUUCGACGAUGGCUUGCAAUUCACCCUAAGAGUGCAUGGCAAGGAAGACAAGCUUUCUUACCCGAAUCUAUGGGUACCAGAUCCUCGUUUACGGUAUGAGGAUGAGGAAGGAACAGGAGAUUUCAAGGAGAGCAGAGUCAUUAGGGUGUUCUUUGCGAAGAUUGUGGAGAAGGAGGCCUCGCCAACCAGAGGUAGAGGCAGAUCCCACAAGAUGUUCAUGCCAAUGGAAGCCAUCGAGCAGCAAUCCGGCAUACCAAGCUAUGUGGUAGCAGGCAAAUACUAUGCCGAAACUCACAAGCUGCCUCCUCCGACUAUGGUGCAUCCAGCUCUCCGAGAACCGCAGACGCCCAAGAAAGAGACCAGCGAGGCAGAUCUGCUGCUGAAGGUGACACACCAGCAUCCUCCCAAGAAGCGGAUCUUUCCUUGCAAGAAAGCUUGGAGUCCUCCAGAAAUCCAGAGUCCGAAGCAGUUCGCCACCGACUCAGCACGUCCAACAAUACUGCAUCGUGCAGAGACAGGACCUGUAGCGACGGCUCGCCAAAUGCUUCGAAAAAUGCUUCGAACCACACAGAAAGAACCACGUAGCCAGAAGCAGAACCAUGACAUCGAUCUGGAUUAG